Messenger RNA from Melopsittacus undulatus (budgerigar), 2318 nucleotides. It is a transcript of the gene CASP3, whose product is annotated as caspase 3. Bases 264 to 1115 code for a protein of 283 amino acids. The transcript is spliced from 8 exons. Gene Ontology annotation, biological process: neuron differentiation; erythrocyte differentiation; apoptotic process. Lineage: Eukaryota; Metazoa; Chordata; Aves; Psittaciformes; Psittaculidae. Gene Ontology annotation, cellular component: cytoplasm. The record is from RefSeq and is a predicted model, not a curated record.
CGGGCAGAGGGGCAGCCACUGCCAACGGCAGCCCUCGCGCCUCAUCGCAUUCUGCGGAAACCAGGUGAGAGCGCAGUGCCGGUGGAGCAGGUUGGCAGCAGCUGAGUUUUCAGGGAAUUUUCCUGUGUGCUGCUAAUUUAUGUGAUAACAGUUCUUAAGUCUGGAAUAAUUUUGUGAGCAAGAAGAUAUCUUAUUUACAUCAGUGCUCCAAGAUACAAGGACGUAGCAUUCAGAGUAACUAGAUCUGAAAAUUGAGAGCCAUUAUGGCAGACACAGGAAGUGGCCCACAGUCAGGGGAGGAUCUGGCAGAUGCAAAAUCUAUUCCUAGAGGUUCCAAAGGAAAGAACCUCUCUGCUAGCAAGUCCAUGGACUCUGGAAUUGUGCCGGACCACAGUUACAGAAUGGAUUAUCCAGAGAUGGGGGAAUGUGUAAUAAUAAACAAUAAGAACUUCCACAGAAAGACUGGGAUGUCAGCCCGUUCGGGUACAGAUGCGGAUGCUGCAAGUGUCAGAGAAAUUUUUAUGAAGUUGGGGUAUAAAAUAAAGAUCAACAAUGAUCUUUCAUGUGUGGAGAUUUCUGAACUAUUGAAACGUGUUUCUCAAGAAGAUCACAGCAACCGAAGCAGUUUUGUUUGUGUGUUGCUAAGCCAUGGUGAUGAAGGAGUCAUCUAUGGUACAGAUGGCCCUCUUGAAUUGAAAGUACUAACAAGCCUUUUCAGAGGUGACAAGUGCAGAAGUUUAGCAGGAAAACCCAAGCUCUUCUUCAUUCAGGCUUGUAGAGGAACAGAAUUAGAUUCUGGUAUUGAGACAGACAGUGGGUCAGAAGAAACAAUGUGUCAGAAAAUACCUGUAGAAGCAGAUUUCCUGUAUGCGUAUUCCACAGCUCCAGGCUAUUACUCCUGGAGGAAUGCAGCUGAGGGCUCCUGGUUCAUUCAGUCACUUUGUAAAAUGCUGAGGGAACAUGCAAGGAAACUGGAACUCAUGCAGAUUUUAACUCGUGUAAAUCGCAAAGUAGCAGAGUAUGAGUCCUUCUCAACUCAGCGGGAUUUUAAUGCAAAGAAACAGAUUCCAUGCAUUGUCUCUAUGCUUACCAAAGAAUUUUACUUCCCUUCAUAAAAAAAAUCACCUUGUAAUUUUUCAGGGCAUGUUUUUAUCUGUAAUUUAUAUGCAAUGUUAGUAUGGAAUACUGCUUUUAAACCUGAAUUACUGUUGACUAGUGUGUGUGUGGCAUAAUGAACUGUAUCAAAGUUAGGUAUGUCCGUUAUUAGAAGGAAAGCAAGGUAUGGCUGUGUUAGGAAUGCAAACUUGAGUAGGCAAAUUUGGAAGUAGUGCUCUGAGUAUCUAAAAAAGUCAGGAAGAGGAGCCUGAAGGAAGAUCACUUAUCAUAUGUAUUUGGUGCUAUAUUUCACUUUCCUGAAGGCACAGAGAAAAGAAAUAGUUCUUGAAAAUAGUUCGGUUUCAUAUCUUCGCCAAAAGGAAGAAGAUUCAGAAUAUAUGUUUACUAAUGAUGGUAAUAUGAUAGUAGUGUCUUUGUACAUUUCUUCUGAACUCAAUUCUUAAAGUUUAGGUUAUAAACUAACCUAAACUGGUUUUAUAACUUAGGCAUAAACUAUGAAAAGUGGCAGUUUCAUUUUUUACAUACAGUUAGGAAGCCUGUUCAGAAUACAGUCGAUUUUUUUGCUGAUCAUUUUCUAUCUCUUUGUACGGAGUAUUAGGUAAAGCAAUUGUAUCAACACAGUAGCUAUUUCAAAAUAAGUUUUAUAUUCUGACCUUGAAGCUGAGUGACUAAGGUACCAGUCUUCCAACAUUUCCUUUUCUGCAGCUCCCUAAAGGGGGAGCUGUUGGGGCAUAUUUGGGCCUGUAAGUGUUGGUGCAAAAGGAAGCCUGCAUUCUGAACAGGCUGCUUUCCACUUUCUGGUCAUAAAUAGGAGUGAGUUUGCUUCAUGCUGUGUGCCUACCACAUUUAACCUGUGUGGAAACCCAGAUUUGUGGUAAUGGAGAAACUUCACUUCUUAACUCUAGUAUCAGAUUGAGUAAAUGACAAGACAAAUAGUAAAUUUGUAUAUCUUGACUCUGAAUUUUGUGGAACUGGCUUUUACAAAAUUGUAAAACAUUUUUAUUGAUGUUUCAGCUUGCCUCAGUCUUUAAGAUAAGAGGAAGACAAUGGUAAAUGACUCUAUGGUGCUUGCGAAAAAGACUUAAAACUAGCAUAAAUGUUAUGUUAUUGUUAGCAAAUGUUAGCAAAUUUGUGCUCAAUUCCAGAGGCAUUUGGGGUUUUGGGGUUUUUUACUUAAAUUAAAUACUGUUUCCUAAAUUGUA